AUGGCUGAAAUUAUUGACCCCAGAAUAUUAACCGAUCAAGAAAUUGAAUUACUCGAAAAACAAGAUAAACGAUUAGUGCCGGAAUUUAGGCAGAAGAAAUUAGAGGAAGAGGUGUGCAAGUCUUGGGAUCUGUUUUAUAAAAGAAACGAAACAAAAUUCUACAAAGAUAGACAUUGGACGGCCAGAGAAUUCGAAGAACUUCUGCCAGAAUCUCUAGAAAAUAAACAUUUACUAGAAGUUGGGUGUGGUGUAGGAAAUUUCAUUUAUCCUCUUGUUCAAGGUACUUCGACGACAUACUUUCAUGCCUGUGACUUUUCUUCGAGAGCUGUCGAGUUUGUUAAGAAAAAUGAGUUAUAUGAUAGCAUCAGAAUUAAUGUGUUCCAUUGUGAUCUGACAAGAGACUCACUUUCCACAUCAAUACCUUGUGCAUCCGUUGAUAUUGUCAGCCUAAUUUUUGUUCUCUCUGCAAUUCAUCCAAACAAGAUGAUGACAAUCGUUGAAAAUUUAAAAUCUGUCUUGAAAUCAGGAGGCAAGGUGUUAUUUAGAGAUUAUGGGAACAAAGAUCAUGCCAUGCUUAGAUUUGCACCUGGUCAGAAAUUAUCAGAUAGGCUUUAUGUUAGGCAGGACAACACCAGAGCCUAUUAUUUCAUUUUAGAAGAGUUACAGAAAAUAUUUGAAUCAUCUGGAUUUCAAACGGACAGGUUGAGUUACAUAUACAGAGAAACCGUCAACAAAAAGGAAAAUAUGUGGGCUCAAAGGAUAUUUCUGCAAGGAGUUUUCAUCAAAACAUGA
Molecule: messenger RNA, 792 nt
Organism: Helobdella robusta
Lineage: Eukaryota; Metazoa; Annelida; Clitellata; Rhynchobdellida; Glossiphoniidae
Exons: 5
Coding region: 1-792 (263 amino acids)
Source: RefSeq, a predicted model, not a curated record